CCGCCUCCAGAGCGCUGCGCCUCCAACUCUCGCUCCGCGUGUUAGAAAGUUGACUUCUGAUUGUUCCCCGUCGUCAUUGUGGGCCAUUACAGCGUUGAGGGCUUGGUUGAGCGGUAAUCAAAUCGCUGAAUAAGACAGAGAAAGGGGUGUGUGACAGUCUCCGUUGCAUUUGGUGAUCGCAGGUCCUUCGCAAAAGCAAAAUGACAAAGCGCAAAGGAAAAAGUACAACUAAACAGGACGACAGUUUGCUACUUUUGGAGCCAUCUGUAGCACAACCAAAUGGAUUGAAAGAAUAUGCUGUUCCUGCCGUUGCUUUUCUUAUUUUUGCCUUCGGGGGAUUAACAGCGAUGUGGUUUUGCAGCCAGCAACAGCAAACCAUCUACAGUCUAUCAGAGACUGUCAAUGCAAUGCAGCUCAGGAUAACCAAGUUCCAACAGCAAUUGGGAAUGGGUACUGCACAGAUCGCCAAUGUGGGUGUUUUUGAAGAGCGUCUGCACGCACUAGAAGAGGCCUACACGCAGGCCCAAAAGAAGGCAGAGGUUGCCCUGGCCACCUCUGAAAAAAUCCAAUCUACAGAUCUUUCCAGCCAGCUCUGGUCUCAGCAGUCUGAGAUGAAUGCCAGACUUUCUGAACUGCAACAGACAACUGUUUCCACUGCAACUCUGAAUGCCAUGGUCAAGAAUAAGACGGAAGAGCUUGAGAAACUGAAGCAGAGGCUCGAUUCUAUCCUUAAUGCAAACUCUGAAGCAGCGGUCAGCAUUUCUGGGCUCACAGACACCGUUUUGGUCACCAAAUCACGUCUCGAUGAGCAAAUGUUUGCUGUGGAGGGUCUCGCAUCUCGGUUGGAAGAACAGAGAUUGGAACUAGCAGUCCUGAAGGAGUCUUAUGCCGGCAACGAGAAUGCUCAGAGAAUGGAACUUGCAGGCCUGAAGGAGUCUUUUGACAGCAACCAAAAUGCUCUUGAAAGAAACAGACAGGAAGUGUUGGAUAUCAAGGAGCUGCUAGAGAUGGAACAGGCAAGAAGAUACCAAGCUCUUGAGGAGCAGCUUAUGUCUGUCCGUAGGAGUCUGAAGGACCAUCAGAAAAGUACUCGUAGCCUUCACUCUCACCUCGCUGCACAGCUUGAGAUCGUUCAGAGUCAGAAGUUAGCUGAAAGCCAGGAGCUUGAUUAUGCAGAGGAAGAGAUUGUAGAAGAGCAAGCAGCAACUGAGGAGGAGGUUCCAAUCAAGGAUAAAACUGUGAUGGAGGAGAAAGAAUUUACUGAGGAGGUUCUGGUCCAGGAAGAAUUUGUUGAGAAGCAAGUAGUAACUGAAGAGGAAGAACCAGUUGAGGAGGUUCAGGUCCAGGUGGAAGAAGUUGUUGAAGAGCAAGUCAAGGAGGAUGAAAUACCUGAGGAUGUUCAUCUCCAAAAAGAUGUUAUUGAGGAGCAAGCAGUAACUGGGAAGGAAGAACCAGCUGGAGAUUCAGUUCCACAAGGAGGAAGUGUUGAAGAGCAAGCAGGAAAUGAGGAUGAAAUACCUGAGGAACAGCAGAUCAAGGAAGAUGUUGUUGAAGAGCCUCCAGUAUCUGAAGAACUGUCUAAGAAGGUCCAUGAAGUAGAAGCUGUUAAAGAGCAAGCAGUAACUGAGGAGGAAGUUAUAUCUGAGGAAGUUCAGGCCAAGGAUGGAGAUGUUGCUGAGGAGAAAGCAGCAAGUACAGAGGAUGAAAUAACUGAGGAGUUUCAGUUCCACGAGGUGGAAGUUGUUGAAGAGCAAGGAGGAACGGAGGAUGAAAUACCUGAGGAACAGCAGGUCGAGGAAGAUGUUGUUGAAGAGCAUCCGGUAUCUGAAGAAUUGUCUAAGAAGAUCCAUGGCGUAGAAGCUAUAUCUGAGGAUGUUCAGGCCAAGCAUGGAGAUGUUGCUGAGGAUGAAAUAACUGAGGAAUUUCAUGACCAGGGGGAAGAAGUUGAUGAGGAGCAAAAAGAAGGGGUAAAGGAGGACCUAGCUUCUACAGAGGAAACCAAAAUUGAGGCUGAGGCUGCUAAGGACCUCUCAGAAGAUCAGGUAGUUGGAGAUAUCAGCCAGGAUGAGACUUCACAGGAAUCAUUUGAAGAACCAUUUGAGGAAAUUGAGCAGCAGAUAGACUUGGAAGUUGUAGAAGAUGUGCAAGACUCUGAGUACGAAGAGGAAAAACCUGCAGAGCUGGUAGUGGAAGAGUUAUAUGAACAAGAUAGUUCAGCAAAUUAAGUUGUUGGCAGGUAAACAGUGCAAAAUUAAAGACUUUUUCUGAGGACUUGAAGUUGUCGCCAUUUCCACACAGAAUUACGUGAAACAUGACUACUUCACAUUUACUGUAAUUUUCCUCAGUCUUACUUUGUAUUUGGUGAACUAUUUUAAAUUUUUCUGGUGAUCUGUUGAAUGUUUAAUUGCUCUGUUUACAUGUUAAUGUAAUGAGGGUUGAUGUUUUAUUAGGUUACACAUUUAACAAUUGUUGCAUUUUUUCAUUCAGUGGCUUGCCAGCUCAAUAACCUCAGGAGUGUCACUUGAAUUAAACUGGUUUUAAUGUUUUUUUUUAACCACCUCUCUGUCCCAGCCUCUCUCUUCUUGUGUUCUGUUGUCUCACGAAAUGGGACACACACUGUGUAUAUUUGCAGCUCUUAGGUAGGGGCUCAGGAAUGUGUCACUGAUCUUGGGCAAUGGGGACAUGUGUGUCCCAUUGGCUCUGAUUGGAGCUCAUCAAAUCCCUGAAAGAUGAGAUGUGUACCUUGUGUCCUUCUCAACCAAACCACAAUUUAUAUUGAAACUUAGUUGCAGUAGUGCUAUUCUAAGGCAAAUAAUGUCCAAAUAACUUUUUGAGGAUGUAGAAUACUUCUUAAAUGAAUCUAUGUUGAACAUAGACCGGAUUAUAAUUUGUGGAGAAAUGGACUAAAGAAUACUACACCCUUCAUAAAAUUAAAUAAAAAUAGCCUAAUUGGGACUGUUCAAUAAUCAAAGCAAAACAUUACAGUGAUCCGGACCUCAUAAAUCUAGUUGUCAAUAUAAGUGCUACAUAAUAGGGUGCAAUAUAACAAGUACACUGUUCUGUUCUGUUUCAGUACAUAAUUUGCCUUCAUUCCUAGAUGGUGCUGAGGUUUUCUGGAAUUGCUCAAAUUCUGAGAUAAGAACUGCAUAUUAUAUUUAAGAAGUGAAAGUGUGGCAAAUUCAACUAAUAAUACAAUGAUUGAAAUGUAGGAAGUCCCAUGGGCUGUGUUUGAAUGAAAGUUUCCACAAAAUGAUUUACUUUUGAGUUUGUAAUUCUCAAUCUCAUUUUCUGCCACUUGAUAUGUCAAGUAGAAGUACUGAGUAGUAUGGCAAGUAUGCAAAAUUAGCACAGACCGCAUAACAAAUAAUUCCAUGAUCUCUCUCUCUCUCUCUAUAUAUAUAUGCCUUAUAAACUCAAAAAAAAUAAAAAUAAUUAAUUAAUCCUCUCACUUUCAACUGCUUUUAUUUUCAGCAAAUGUAGCAUGUGUAAAUAUUUGUAUGAAACAUAAAAAGAUUCAACAACGAAGACAUGCGUCUAACAGAAAUGUAAUACUGUGUCCCUGAACAAAGGGAGGGGGUUAAAAUCAAAAGUAACAGUCAGUAUCUGGUGUAGCCACCCGCUGCAUUAAGUACUGCAGUGCAUCUCCUCCUCACGGACUGCACCAGAUUUGCCAGUUCUUGCUAUGAGAAGUUACCUCACUCUUCCAUCAAGGCACUUGCAAGUUCCCAGACAUUUCUGAGUGGAAUGGCCCUAGCCCUAGCCCUAGCCCUCACCCUCCGAUCCAAUGGAUCUGAUCCCAGACAUGCUCAAUGGGAUUGAGAUCCGGGCUCCUCGCUGGCCAUGGGAGAACACUGACAUUACUGUCUUGCAGGAAAUCAUGCACAGAAUGAGCAGUAUGGCUGGUGGCAUUGUCAUGAUGGAGGGUCAUGUAAGGAUGAGCCUGCAGGAAGGGUACCACAUGAGGGAGGAGGAUGUCUUCCCUGUAACGCACAGCGUUGAGAUUGCAGGCAAUGAUAAGCUCAAUCCGAUGAUAAUGUUAGACCGCCACAGACCAUGACGGACCCUCCACCUCGAUCCCACUCUAGAGUACAGGCAUUCCAUCGACAAUAAACGCCAGUCUGACCAUCACCCCUGGUGAGACAAAACCAUGACUCGUCAGUGGAGAGCACUUUUUGCCAGUCCUGUCUGGUCCAGCGAAGGUGGGUUUGUGCCCAUAGGCAAAGUUGUUGCUGGUGAUGUCUGGUAAGGAGCUGCCUUAGGCCUACGAGCCCUCAGUCCAGCCUCUUUCAACCUAUUGCGGACAGUCUGAACACUGAUGGGGGAAUUGUGCCUCCCUGUUGUAACUCGGGCAGUUGUUGUUGCCAUCCUGUACCUGUUGUGCAGGUGUGAUAUUUGGAUGUACAGAUUUUGUUCAGGUGUCAUUAAAUGUGGUCUGCCAUUGCAUGGACGAUCAGUUGUCCUUCC
Xyrauchen texanus (razorback sucker) is the source of this 4464-nucleotide messenger RNA. RefSeq lists its product as uncharacterized. The record is from RefSeq and is a predicted model, not a curated record. NCBI's taxonomy places the organism in Eukaryota, Metazoa, Chordata, Actinopteri, Cypriniformes, Catostomidae.